Molecule: messenger RNA, 870 nt
Organism: Didymosphaeria variabile
Lineage: Eukaryota; Fungi; Ascomycota; Dothideomycetes; Pleosporales; Didymosphaeriaceae
Gene: PRE10
Product: putative proteasome subunit alpha type-7
Exons: 5
Coding region: 1-870 (289 amino acids)
Biological process (GO): ubiquitin-dependent protein catabolic process
Cellular component (GO): proteasome core complex; proteasome core complex, alpha-subunit complex; nucleus
Source: RefSeq, a predicted model, not a curated record
AUGACGUCCAUAGGUACAGGUUACGACCUGUCCAACUCCGUCUUCUCGCCCGAUGGCCGCAACUUCCAAGUCGAGUACGCAGUCAAGGCGGUGGAGAACGGUGGAACAGCUAUCGGCAUACGAUGCAAGGAUGGCAUAGUGCUGGCUCUAGAGAAGCUUGUCACGAGCAAGUUAUUGAAGUCGGGUGCGAACAAGCGGAUAGCCACAGUUGACCGGAAUAUGGGCAUCGUUUCCUCAGGUCUUCUUCCCGACGGUCGCCACUUCGUCUCCAGGGCACGCGACGAGGCGUCUUCCUGGCGCAACCUCUACAAGGCUCCGAUCCCCACAUCCUCGCUCGCAGACCGCAUGGGAAGCUACGUCCAAGCAUACACUCUCUACUCUAGCGUGCGACCCUUUGGCGUGACCGCCAUCAUAGGAGGCUGGGACUCAGAAGCGGAGCUGCCCGUAGAUGGCCAGGUCGGAGCAGGACCAGGUGUUGGCUCUGGAGGCAAGAAGGACGGUGCAAAGCACGGCGGCCCAUACCUAUACAUGAUUGAGCCGAGCGGACUCUACUGGGGUUACUAUGGCGCAGCUACGGGCAAAGGACGACAAAUCGCGAAGUCCGAGCUCGAGAAGCUGAACCUCUCUGAAGGUGAGCUCACGCUCGAGGAAGGAGUGAAGGAGGCUGCGCGUAUCAUCUAUAUUGCGCAUGAUGACAACAAGGAUAAGGAGUUUGAGCUGGAGAUGACUUGGAUAAGCUCUACAACAGGCCCGACCAAGGGCAGGCAUGAGGAUGUACCGAAGGAGCUGAGGGAAGAGGCCGAGCGACUGGCGAAGAAGGCAUUGGAGGGUGAUGAUGAAGAUGAGGAGGAAGAGAAGAUGCAGGAAUAG